UCAACAUUUGCCGUUUAGUCGUAAUUCUUGUACCACGUGACUAUUUUUGUUGUUUGAUUUUUUUUAAAAAUCUAUUUGUAUAAAAGGAUCGUUAAGUUGCACUAUUGUCACAAACUUACUGACUACCAAACAGUAAACUUAUCAAGAUGUUCAAGCUGAUCGUUGUCGCUGCUGUUUUGGCUGUAGCUGCCGCUGCACCAGGAGGAUACACUGGCAUCCACGUUGAUCAUGGACUUGGUCCAAUCCACGCACCUCACGUCGUGUCUCACGUCGAUCAUCACUUGGGAACCCACGUUGUUCAUUCAGCACCUGCUGUAGCACCAGCACACGUGGUUCAUUCUGCACACGUAGUUCAUGCUGCACCUUUAGUUCAUGCUGCACCACACGUAGUUCACGCUGCACCACAUGUACAUGUCGCUCCCAUUGUCACCAAGACAGUCCUUCCUGCCCAUGGACACCAUGCCCCUCUUUUCUUGGGUCAUCAUGACGUCCACGGACACUACUAAGCAAUGGAAUUCAUCUUGAAAUUAAAAUAAAACUCGUUCUGUCUUCUUCAUCCCGGAUCUAAUCAGCCUGCUAUUUUUUAGCAGGUCAUCAAAAUUAUUUUGCUUCGGACAUCAUUUCCAU
Microplitis mediator is the source of this 627-nucleotide messenger RNA. RefSeq lists its product as uncharacterized. The transcript is spliced from 2 exons. Lineage: Eukaryota; Metazoa; Arthropoda; Insecta; Hymenoptera; Braconidae. The record is from RefSeq and is a predicted model, not a curated record. The coding region runs from base 147 to 506 and encodes 119 amino acids.